AAGGGCCAGUUCCCCUGCCUGAUGACCAACACCCCAGACCAGGAAGGAGCCAUGGAGUCCACAGUGGCCACUUCCACUAAGACCACAGGCCCCGUCACCUUCUCCCACGUCUUCGGCCAGCAGUGCCAACUUAUGGAAGCAGCUGUGCAAUCACUGCAUACCCUAAAUGACCAGAUAUCUCAUUUUAUUGUCACCAAGUCGAAGGCCCUCGAGGAAGACAAAGAUCCUUUUCUACCUUCUGAGAAGGAGACUUUGAAGAGUUCCAUGAUAUUGAUGAGGCAUCUCUUAAUGGAUGCUCAGGCCAAAAUCCUGAGCAUGAUGGAAGACAAUAAGCAGCUCGCGCUCCGCAUCGAUGGGGCGGUCCAGUCGGCCAGCCAGGAGGUGACCAACCUGCGAGCCGAACUCACGGCCACCAACCGGAGACUGGCGGAACUGAGCGGCGGAGGCGGCCCCGGCCCGGGCCCGGGAGCGGCGGCGGCGGCGGAGUCGGCGGCGGCGGCGAGCAUGGAGAACCAGCAAGCGCUCCUGCGGGAAGACGUGUCUCGGCUCCAGGAGGAAGUGCACCUUCUCCGGCAGAUGAAGGAGAUGCUGGCCAAGGACCUGGAGGAGUCCCAGGGCGGCAAGUCUUCCGAGGUGCUGUCAUCCACCGAGCUCAGGGUGCAGCUGGCCCAGAAGGAGCAGGAGCUGGUCAGAGCCAAAGAAGCGUUGCAGGCCAUGAAGGCCGAUCGGAAGCGCCUGAAGGGUGAGAAGACGGACCUGGUGAGCCAGAUGCAGCAGCUGUACGCCACGCUGGAAAGCCGCGAGGAGCAGCUCCGGGACUUCAUCCGCAACUACGAGCAGCACCGUAAGGAGAGCGAGGAUGCUGUCAAAGCACUGGCCAAGGAGAAGGACCUGCUGGAACGGGAGAAGUGGGAGCUGCGGCGACAGGCCAAGGAGGCCACGGACCACGCCACGGCCCUGCGCUCCCAGCUGGACCUCAAGGACAACCGCAUGAAGGAGCUGGAGGCCGAGCUGGCCAUGGCCAAACAGUCCUUAGCCACGCUGACCAAGGACGUGCCCAAGAGACAUUCCCUGGCCAUGCCUGGUGAGACGGUACUCAACGGCAACCAGGAGUGGGUGGUGCAGGCCGACCUCCCGCUGACCGCCGCCAUCCGCCAGAGCCAGCAGACGCUCUACCACUCACACCCCCCGCACCCUGCAGACCGGCAAGCGGUCAGGGUGAGCCCCUGCCACUCCCGGCAGCCCUCCGUCAUCUCCGACGCCUCUGCCGCCGAGGGUGACCGGUCCUCCACCCCAAGUGACAUCAACUCCCCUCGACACCGGACGCACUCCCUCUGCAACGGCGACAGUCCCGGCCCAGUUCAGAAGAACCUGCACAACCCCAUUGUACAGUCACUCGAGGAUCUUGAAGACCAAAAACGGAAAAAGAAGAAAGAGAAGAUGGGAUUCGGCUCCAUCUCGCGCGUCUUCGCCAGAGGGAAGCAGCGGAAGUCCCUCGACCCCGGCCUCUUUGAUGGUACCGCCCCUGAUUAUUACAUAGAGGAGGAUGCGGACUGGUGAUACCCGCCGCCCUGCGCCUGCGACCCAGCGGGCGCAUCUGUGCAAGUGGCCGUGCGUGCGCGCGCGCGCUGGGGCGCGCGUGGGGGCGAGCGAGGCCGUGAGUGUGUGUGCGUGUGCGUGCGUGUGCGUGCAUGUGUGCGUGUGCGCGUGCGCGCGUGGGGGGUCGGGUGGGGCCGGGCGCCCCCCGAGGAGGAGCGCCAAGACACGUGGGACCCCUUUCCCCUGCGUCGCCACCUCUGUAAUUGAUGUACAUACUACAAACGUGUGUGACUCUGUCAACUCUUGUCUUCAGAGCGAUACAAGUUGUGUUGUUAACCUGAGUUCGUUUUGUUCUUCCAUGUUUUGAUUUUUUCUUUUUUUUCUCUUUUUUUUUUUUUGGUAUGGUUUGUUGGGCUGUUGUUUUGUUUGUUUGUGCGUUUUCUUCCCAUCCCUCUCUCCCCCCUCCUCACCUCCUCCUUUUUAUGAAACUUGAAAACUUGAAGGACUGCUGUGUAUUUGUAAAUAACCAAACUCUUGUGCACUCUGUCCGUGUAAAUGUCCCUCGUCCUCCGCACCGCUGCUUCUGGAGCCUGUGUCCUCUAGGAUGUGGUCUGUUUCCCCCUGUGUCCCCCUCCCAGCCCCCACUGUGUGAACGUGUGGGACCAGACCCUGUUCUCAGGGUGUGCCCGAGUCACUUUAACCACAAAAAAAAAAAGCCACUGUCAUCAUCUCGGGCCUCUGUCAACAGUCACCUGCCUGAUCUGGGCUGGGUUUGUCCGAGGUCUGACGGUGGCGCUCUUAUUUUCACGGCCUGCCAGUUUUUAAAUUGCAUUGCCGUUUCUUCUUUCUUUAGGGGGGAAAAAAUUGUUUCGUUUAAUUUAUUUGCACAGAUGCAGAAAACAUAGUUCUAUCUAAAUUAUUACAUAAAAUAUUGGAAUGUCUAUUUUUCCAUGGGGCGGGCGGGAGUCGGGGUUUCUGUUGUCUUUUCUCUGCUCAUGCUGCUGCCAAAACUGCACACGAGGUCGAGGCUAGGGCGGCCCGGACCGCAACCCCCUCCCCACCCCGACCGUUGGAGUUUAAAGCUUGCUUCUUUCUGUUCUCCCCGAUCCCCACCCCCGCCCUCCGCCACUCUUCCCUGCCUGCUUGUGCCCUUUCCACCUUCCUGGCCACCUUCCUAGCCGCCUUCCAGGCCUUCCACACUAGCUGCGGGCACUGCCGCGCUGACCUCCUGCAUCCAGCCCCCGAUGGAAGGGCUGCCCGCUCCCGGGUCUGUCUUUCAAGAGAGAGGUUGAAUGUGGGCUGAGACGGCUGCCCGCAGGUGCACAGGGGACCACCAGGUGGGUGGGCAACCUGAGAUCCAGAGGGGCCUCACCGGGAGCCCGCCGGCAUCCUCCCUGUGGCUGUACCUGUGGUCCCUUCUGCACUUGGGCCAGCAGGUGGCAAGUGGGAGUAGCCCGACCCCCUGGGAAAUGCCAUUGGGGUCAGUGCCCAGCUCCUGAGCCUUUGACCAGCUGGUCCCAGCCCGCUCACCUCCACUCUGAGGGAGAAGGACCAGGCGGGUCAGCAGUGACGGAACACUGUCCAGUGGUGUCCAGUGUAACGCCUCGGUGGCCAGAAACCGCACACAGUGCGGCCGGGCCCUCUCGCGGGCCUGAACUGUCUCCCUUUUGAUCUGUGAAUCUCCCUCCUGCUCCACCUUAAUUACUAACACAGCUCAAUUCACACCACCCUCUAAACCACACAAGUUCUCUCAUGGUGACGCUGUUUUCAGCUCUUAAAAAGAAGCAGGAAGACUUAAAUGCUGGAGCCUCUCCAUUGGAUGGCGAGGGUCUUUUUGUCCAAAGUCUCAAAACAAACCAGAAAAGCCCAGCUGCUCCCUGCCAUCCUACCAGUGAGGUGGGGGGCGUUGGUAAGUUGGUGGGGGUACCUCACAGAGGUCUUUCCAACCUCUCCCUGGCCGUGCUGUUCACUGAGCCUGGUGGUGAGGGGGAGCAGCUGGAACCAGCAUUUUGGUGGAGAGAGAGAUUUUAGAAAUACUUUUCUCCUCGCCCCUCACUCCACCUCCUGUUGAAAAAAAAUAUUCUGGUUGGUUUUUAUUGGUUUCAGUUUUUCUUUAUUUCCCUUUACUUAGGAGAAAACAAGAUCGCAACCACUCCUGGUAAUGAUUUAGUAGUUCCUUUUCAUUUCAGUUUUUGUAAAUUAGGAGAUAAUUCUAAGAGUUACUAAGGAUGAUUUAUUUAAGAGAACUACGUCAAAUAGCGAAUGAGUUAUGGGUAACAUUAGAUGAAAAUGACCUUUCCCGUGGGAAGGGUUUCUCGAAGGCAUGGAUGCAAAUAUAAAAUAUUAAAAAAAAUCUAAAUAAAGCUUAUUUUAAAAUAUGA
This is a messenger RNA of Sorex fumeus (smoky shrew), 3920 nucleotides long. It is a transcript of the gene KAZN, whose product is annotated as kazrin, periplakin interacting protein. The record is from RefSeq and is a predicted model, not a curated record. Lineage: Eukaryota; Metazoa; Chordata; Mammalia; Eulipotyphla; Soricidae. Bases 22 to 1560 code for a protein of 512 amino acids. The transcript has 10 exons. Gene Ontology annotation, molecular function: protein binding.